AUGUUGUUGUUCGCGCUGGCUCUGCUGUGCAGCAGCGCUUUUGCCGGUUACAUCAUCGGCGAAGACCAUUACGGCGGAAAGUACCCUUUUCCUCCGUCUCCGAAGCUGCAGCAUUAUGAACAUGUGAAGCCGCAUCAUAAUUAUGUGAAACUUCCUGUACGUUCGCACGGAGGCCACCGCAAAUACUAUCCUCAUCACAACUUCUGCUUCAAAAAAAUGGACGGCAAUUAUCCGAUUGGAAAAUGCAAGCCGAAGUUCAUUUCCUGCGUUGGCGGCGAGUUUUACUUGCGAGAAUGCCCGCAUGGCCUAGAUUAUGAUUCGAAGAGGGACCGCUGUGACAACCCGCACGAGAUCUACGAAUGUGGUGGCAGACCAAGUCCGAAACCAAAACCAGAUAGGUAUCACCACCGCAAUUUGAAGUACGACCACUUCUGCAAACAUCGCCCAAACGGUUUAUACGCGGAGCACCACGAACGAUGUUGUAGCGAAUUCAUUUCCUGCGGCUACGGUCAUGGCUACAAGAUGCACUGCCCACGCGGACUGUACUUUGAUCCACAUAGGCAGCAGUGUGACUUCAAACACUACAUCUAUGUAUGCGGAGGAAAGCCUCAGCCGACCACGCGACGACCGCCGACAUACCAUCGUCCAAAACGCAUCCCGUUCUCUUGUAAGGGCAAAAAGUCCGGCAACUACCCCGAUCCGUUUACCCGUAAGCCGUACUGUUCCCAUCGGUUUUUCACCUGCGUCAGCGGUUAUGCCUAUGCUUUCCACUGCCCAUCGUCCUUAUUCUUUGACUCUAAACGAGGCGUUUGUGAUCUGUAUGACCAUGUCUACGCUUGCUCUGGAAAACAUUACCAUCCAAAACAUGUUAAACCGAUUGCACAGCCAACUUUGCCUCCCGUCGAUUUCUCUUGCGUGGGUAAAAAGGACGGUUUCUAUCCCGAACCGAAGAAUAGAUGCUCCUCGUCAUAUUUCGCAUGUGUUGGGGGCCUUGCUAGACAGCUACACUGCCAGCGUCACCUUGUCUACGACCCAGAAGCUGCGGCAUGCGUCCGACUUGAGGAAUCAUAUCGCUGCACCGGCGUUCGCCCCACUCCCACAACGGCUCAACCUUACCGGCCUACAAAACUUUCCAAGUACAACUGCCACAACAAACCAGACGGCCUUUAUCCCAUAAAGCAUAAAUGUAGCCACUAUUACUACCAGUGCAGCAACGGAAUCGCUUACGACCGCAGAUGUCCAGACCAUCUGUAUUUCGAUUGCAAACGAAACCGCUGCGACUAUUUCCGAAACGUAUUCGCCUGCUCUGGAAAGCACGUGAAACCUACCCGCCCGCCACCAACGUUACCUCCUGUAGUCCUUCCAAUCAAGUGCUCACACCUCCGUGACGGCGAUUACCCUGACCCGUUACACAAAUGCAGUCGCAUUUACUACACCUGCAGCAAUGGUUAUGGCCAUCGUCGUUAUUGCGCCGACAACACCUUCUACGAUCCAGAACUACACCGUUGCGACUACUACCACAACGUUCCAAUCUGUUGCGGCCAUCCACGCCCAGUCCAUCACUACAAAAAACCCAAAUAUCACGAACACCGUCAUAAGGUACCCUUCGACUGCCACCACAGACGUGAUGGCAACUAUCCGGCUGGAAAAUGCGAGAAUCACUACUUUUCUUGCUCUGGCGGCGAAGCUUCUCUGCGGAAGUGUCCCUUCAGUUUAGUAUACUGUGCUAAGACGGACAUGUGUCAAUUCAAGCAUUUCGUUCCCCAGUGCGGUGGUCACCUAAAACCAUACAUGCACAAACAUCCUGAACAGCCCCGUUAUGAAUUUAAACAGUACGAACACGAACCCAAGAAACACGAAGUCAAAUUCCACCAUCAAUACAAGGAGACGUACAAGCACGAGCCGGAAUACAAGGAGACGUACAAGCACGAGCCGGAAUACAAG
This is a messenger RNA of Soboliphyme baturini, 1944 nucleotides long. The record is from the annotation of a GenBank genome assembly. Lineage: Eukaryota; Metazoa; Nematoda; Enoplea; Dioctophymatida; Soboliphymatidae.